UCCUUACCAGCGCGCGACACCUUCGUUACACUCUCGGUAUAGAGAGCUCCGCGAACGGACUAUCGCUAUGAGGAGCUUGACAACACGAGAGAUAGGCAGAGUAUAGCGAAACAACUUGCAGAUCCAUGUAACUUCCUAGUUGUUCACCGAACCAGGAGCCAUUUCUGUCCCCAUUUCUCACCGAGUGAACACCAUGACAUCCACAAGUUAACGAUGGAUGUCCAAAGCCAACCACAGAAUCCUGGUUCUGUUCCUGAAACAUGUGUAAUCACAGACUGUGAGAUGGCGUUGUUUGAGACAGGUGAAACACAAGAACUGUGCCAGCAAAGCAAUUUGAGUGUAUCAAGUUUGGGAAAUUAUUUAAGAUGUCAGUGGCAGAAUGGAGGCUCGCUUCCAAAGUGUAGUGAGUGUGGGAAAGAAUUUGCACAAGCAAGUUACCUGAGGAAACACAUGAAACGUCACACUGGUGUCAGACCUUAUCAGUGUAGUGAGUGUGGGAAAGAAUUCACAGAAAAUGGCCAUCUGAAGAGACACAUGAAAACACAUGAAAGUGGUCAGGGUGAUGUGAAUGGGAAACCUCAUCAGUGUGGGGAAUGUGGGAAAGUGUUUGCAAGAUCAGGUAACUUGCAGACACACAUGAUGAGUCACAGUGGAAUCAAGUCCCUUGAGUGUGAUGUGUGUGGGAAAGUAUUUAAGACAUCAUGGAGCAUGAAGACCCACCAGAAGACUCUUCACUGUGGAAUCAAGCCUUUUAAGUGCGCUGAAUGUGGAAACACAUUUUCACUAAGAGGUACUCUUGAGGGACACAUGAGGAUUCACAAUGGAGUCAAGCCCUUUGGGUGUGAUGAGUGUGGGAAAGCAUUUACACAAAAAGGUAAUCUGAACACACACAUGAGGCUCCACAAUGGUAUCAAGCCUUAUAAGUGUGCUGAAUGUGGGAAAGAGUUUGCCCAAGCAGGUACCUUGCAGUUUCACAUGACGAGUCACAGUGGACUCCGGCCUCAUAAGUGUGAUGAGUGUGGGAAAACAUUUCCACUCAGAGCCAGUCUGGAGACACACUUGAGAAUUCACAGUGGUAUCAAGCCUUUUAAGUGUGCUGAAUGUGGGAGAGAGUAUGCACGAGCUGAGAGCUUGAGGUCUCACAUGCUGAGUCACAGUGGGCUCAAGCCCUUUAAGUGUGAUGAGUGUGGGAAAAGAUUUCCACGUAGAGAUACUCUGAUGACACACAUGAGAAUCCACAGUGAUAACAAGCCUUUUAAGUGUGGUGAAUGCGGGAAAGAGUUUGCACAAAGAGGUAGCCUGAAGUCUCACAUGCUGAGUCACAGUGGAGUGAAGCCCUUUGAGUGUGAGGAGUGUGGGAAAACAUUUACACUGAAAGAUACUCUGAAGACACACAUGAGACUUCACAGUGGUAUUAAACCUUUUAAGUGUAUUGAAUGUGGGAAAGAGUAUGCACGAGCAGACAGCCUGAGGUCUCACAUGCUGAGUCACACUGGAGAGAAGCCAUAUCAGUGUGAUGAGUGCUGGAAAACAUUUCCACUGAAAGACACUCUGAAGACACACAUGAGGCUUCACACUGGAAUCAAGCCUUUUAAGUGUGGUGAAUGUGGGAGAGAGUUUGCUCUGAGAGGUACCCUGCAGGCUCACAUGACGAGUCACAGUGGACUCAAGCCUUACAAGUGCAGUGAGUGCAGGAAAGCAUUUACACAAAGAAGAUAUCUGAAGACACACAUGAGGAUUCACAGUGGAAUCAAGUCUUUUAAGUGUGGUGAAUGUGGGAAAGAGUUUUCUCGAGCUGAUCGCCUGCAGUCUCACAUGACGCAUCACAGUGGUAUCAAGCCUUAUAUAUGUAGUGAGUGUGGGAAGACAUUUACACUAAAAAGUAAUCUGAAAAGGCACAUGAUCCAUCACAGUAGACAGCCUUGAAAGUGUGGUGAGAGUUGGGGGGGGGGGAACAUUCACUGCAUCAAGAUGUCUGAAGACACACGUAGGGCAUCAUCAGGGAGUCCUGCCCUGAAAGUGUGGUGAGGGUUGGAGGAACAUUCACUGCAACAAGUUGUCUGAAGACACACAGAGGGCAUCAUCAGGGAGUCCUGCCCUGAAAGUGUGGUGAGGGUUGGGGGAACAUUCACUGCAUCAAGUUGUCUGAAGACACACACAGGGCAUCACCAGGGAGUCCUGCCCUGAAAAUGUUGUGAGAGUUGGGGGAACAUCCAUUGGAUCGAGUUGUCUGAAGACACACAGAGGGCAUCAUCAGGGAGUCCUGCCCUGAAAGUGUGGUGAGAGUUGGGGGAACAUUCACUGCAUCAAGUUGUCUGAAGACACACAGAAGGCAUCAUCAGGGAGUCCUGCCCUGAAAAUGUUGUGAGAGUUGGGGGAACAUCCAUAGGAUCGAGUUGUCUGAAGACACAGAGGGCAUCACCAGGGAGUCCUGCCCUGAAAGUGUGGUGAGAGUUGGGGCAACAUUCACUGCAUCAAGUUGUCAUUUGUUGUUACAUGUUUUUUGUCCCGACUUACAGACAUUGAAUAUCUACAUACAUUGUCCUUUGUACUCUGACUUUAGGUCCUGCCAAAUAGCAUCCUUAUGUUUGAUGCUGAUAAUAAUAAAUAUAUUAUUAUAUUAUUGAUAAUAGCCACUAAAUCAACAAUCAUACUCAAUAUCUGGGAACAAACAGUUCCCAGGCCUGAAUUCUCCUUGUAGUCUUUGCUCAUCAUGCAGAUCAAAAACCUUCUUCUUACCAGUAGCAGAUGACUUUAUUUUAGUGACAUAUACCAGUGGCAAAUGUUUCCCACUGUUUCUCUUCCAACCUUAUACCCCAGCCGAUGAAACACUUUCUUCUGAUCCUUCUCAGCUGCUGUCAUCACUGGUGUCCACCCAUGCAUCCCUCUACUGUCAGCUACUGGUGUUUACAGCCAGUGUGGAGGGUGGGUGACAGAUCAUGUCUUGUUCUUACUUGGUCACUAUCUAUGAAACACUUUGAGUUUCUCCUGAUCCUUCUCAGCUGCUGUCAUCACUGGAGUCCACCCAUGCAUCCCUCUACUGUCAGCUUCUUGUAUUUAUAGCUGGUGUGGAGGGUGGGUGACAGAUCAUGUCUUGUUCUUGCUGGGUCACUUUCGGUGAUUUGCCGAAUCUGGAAUUUACCCUGAUGACUUUAGUUAUGUGACAUUUACCAGUGGCAGAUGUUUCACAUUGUUUCUCUUCCAACCUAUGUCCCAGCUGAUGAGACACUUUCUUCUUCUUGGCUGUUAUCAUUACAGUUGUCUGACCUUCGUCCCCUCUAUCAUGUGUCUACUGUCAGCUAUUUAUAGCUGGUGUGGAGGGUGGGAGACAGAUCAUGCCUUGUUCUUGCUGGGUCACUUUCUGUGAUUUGCCGAAUCUGGAGUUUACCGUGAUGACUUUAGUUAUGUGACAUCUACCAGUGGGAGAUGUUUCCAACUUCAUGUCCCAGGUUUUAAUAUUGCAGACUGAGGCAUUGAAAACUAACUCGCUCUUGUCGAUACAUGUUUCUUGUCUGUCCAACCAGACAUUGAUUAUCUACAUACAUUAUCCCUUGAACAGGGGGUGGGAGACAAAUAAUGUCUUGUUCUUGCUGGGUCACUAUCUCUGAUUUGCCAAACCUGGAUUUUCGAUAGAUGACUUUAGUUUAGUGACAAAUAACCAGUGGCAGUUGUUUCCCACUGUUUACCUCCCAAACCAGGUGUAAAUAUUGCUGACCGAGGCAUCAAAAACUCUCUCAUUUGGGGUAUCUUACAAGGUCCAUUGGUUCUCUGAAUAGCUCUCCUAAGGGCACUGAAUUUAGAGCCGACUUAGGUUUCUCUUAUGUCUUAUUCUUAUCCGAGUUAUUACUCAGAUUCUAAAAGUAAAAACAAGAACAAAAUACAAGUUAAUUUUCAACAAUUAUUUCACAAAAAAACAAGGUUUAUUUUUAUAGAUAUAGUGCACAUAAGAAAGAAAAAAGAAGAUCCGUUUACAUGACUGAUUGCCAUGUCUUUUACCAACAUGAUAUGGUUACGAUUUUCCUCAACCUGUUUCUUUCUUUUUAGAAUUGCAUUUCUUUACAUAAAAAUGCAUAUAUUUAUCAGAUUUUAGUGAGUAUAAUUAUUUCUCCCCUUAAACAAGCAUAUUAAAAGUUAAUAAAAUAGGAAUAUGACAUCUACAUUAAAUCUUCAGUUACUACCUUGACUACCCAUGCUCAAUCUCAUUAAAAUCAGAUCUUAGUUCUCGCUACCGCUCAACAAAGAUUUGAGGACAUCCAAUUACGGGUCACGUCAGACCGAACUUGCACGAACUUUUACUGA
This is a messenger RNA of Haliotis rufescens (red abalone), 4299 nucleotides long. Its product is annotated as gastrula zinc finger protein XlCGF57.1-like. The coding region runs from base 214 to 1926 and encodes 570 amino acids. Lineage: Eukaryota; Metazoa; Mollusca; Gastropoda; Lepetellida; Haliotidae. The transcript is spliced from 2 exons. Gene Ontology annotation, biological process: regulation of DNA-templated transcription. Gene Ontology annotation, molecular function: DNA-binding transcription factor activity, RNA polymerase II-specific; RNA polymerase II cis-regulatory region sequence-specific DNA binding. The record is from RefSeq and is a predicted model, not a curated record.